UCUCUUCUCGAAGUCGCAAGGGUUUAGUCUUCUUUUCUCUUCGUUGCUUCCAUGGAGCCCCUCUGCUGCGCCACCCACCGCCGCCCUCUCCACUGCCCUCUCCUCCCCAAACCCUUACCCACUCCGCUUCUCCUCAGAGCCUUCCCCUUCUCUUCCUCCUCCUCAUACUCCAGACCCCGCCUCAGCAUCCUCGCCGCCGCCUCCGAAUCACCCAGGAACCCACUCUCCCCUCUCCUCAAGGCCGCCUCCAUCGCCGCCGCAACCGCUACCGCCGCUGCCGCACUUUUCCUCACCCGCCUCUCCCCUCCCGCUCUUGCCGCUGCAACUGCCGCUUUCCCUACUGCCCCCGCCGCCCAGUCCGAUACGCUCCCCUCCGAGGCCUCCCCACUCACUGACGCCGAGAAGGAGCGCAUCCUCGAGGAGCAACUCGACUCCCAUCCCGACGAUACCCAGUCCCUCCGCGCCCUUAUGGAGCUCAAAAUCAAGUCUGGGAAGUUCGCCGAGGCCGUCGACAUUGUUGACCGGCUCAUAUCCCUCGAGCCCGGCGAAAAGGAUCUGCCGAUGCUCAAGGCUCACAUCCAGAGCUACAGCGGGGACCCAGAGACUGCAAGGAUUGGGUUCGAGCAACUCCUUGAAAAAGAUCCCUUUUUGGUCGAGGCGUACCACGGGCUCGUGAUGGUGGCUUCAUCGCAGGCAGAAGAGGAGGGUGAACUUGACGGCAUCUUAAAGAGGGUUGAGGACGUGAUGGAGCUCUGUAAGAAGGCGAAGAGGAAAGAUGACUUGAGGGACUUCAAGCUACUGGUGGCUCAGAUUAAGGUUAUAAAGGGGAAGUAUGAGGACUCCCUUAAGAUAUACCAGGAAUUGGUGAAGGAGGAGCCAAGGGAUUUCCGGCCUUAUCUUUGCCAGGGCAUCAUAUACACUUUGUUGAGGAAGAAGGAUGAGGCAGAUAAGCAGUUCCAGAAGUACAAGCGUCUUGUUCCCAAGAGUCAUCCUUAUGCACAGUAUUUCGAUGAAAACAUGAUUGCGAUGAAGGUUUUUGGGCAGUUGGAUGAGAAUAGAAGGAAGACUGCAUUGAAAAAUUAAAAAAUGGUCAUAGAUAUUGAGAGAUCAAGCAGGCUGAAGGAUGCGUUUAACAGACCACCAACGCUAGCAGGAUAUUGAGAGAUCAAACUUCCUAAUUGAAAGUGUAACCAACUCUAGCAGUUUGCCUGUUCUACCUACUUAGUGAGAUACGACUCGCUUGCUUUAUUUUAAAGUGAUUUUAUUUCAUUGUAAAAAUGAUAAUUUUGUUGUUAUCUUCAAUUAAGUAAUGAGUGUGAGCUUUGGCUUGUUCA
Molecule: messenger RNA, 1334 nt
Organism: Zingiber officinale
Lineage: Eukaryota; Viridiplantae; Streptophyta; Magnoliopsida; Zingiberales; Zingiberaceae
Product: protein SLOW GREEN 1, chloroplastic-like
Exons: 2
Coding region: 52-1083 (343 amino acids)
Molecular function (GO): protein binding
Source: RefSeq, a predicted model, not a curated record